Messenger RNA from Procambarus clarkii (red swamp crayfish), 2633 nucleotides. RefSeq names its product deoxyribose-phosphate aldolase (gene Dera). The record is from RefSeq and is a predicted model, not a curated record. Gene Ontology annotation, biological process: deoxyribonucleotide catabolic process; carbohydrate catabolic process. Gene Ontology annotation, cellular component: cytoplasm. Gene Ontology annotation, molecular function: deoxyribose-phosphate aldolase activity. Lineage: Eukaryota; Metazoa; Arthropoda; Malacostraca; Decapoda; Cambaridae.
AGCAAUUCGGAUCUGGCAACGCUGAUAUAAUCAGCUGGUCGAGUUUGUAAACAUGGCUGUCAGAAACCCAGGCGUUGGCUUAGAUUUAGCAUGGGUGAACAGUGUACAGGUUAAUCUGCCAUCAGUCAAGAGACGAGCUGAGACUUUGGGCACAAAACGCACUGUAAAGAAACAGUGGCAGGCAGCAUGGCUGUUACGAGCAGUUACCUGCAUUGAUCUUACAACUCUCUCAGGCGAUGAUACCAAUGCCAAUGUUCAACGUCUGUGCCACAAAGCGGCACGCCCCAUUCGUCACGACAUAAUAAAGGCCAUGGGUAUGGAGGAUGCUGGCAUCACCUGUGGGGCUGUCUGUGUGUACCCUGCCCGAGUAGCUGGUGCCCUAAAAACGUUGCAGAAGAUUGGAGUAGAUAUUCCUGUAGCAGCAGUGGCAACAGGCUUCCCAUCUGGACAAUACCAUUUGAAGACUCGAUUAGAAGAGAUACUCUUAGCUGUAGAAGAUGGUGCAAGAGAGAUUGAUAUUGUUAUCAGUCGAGAAAUGGCUCUCCUUGGCAACUGGAAAGGAUUAUAUGACGAGGUGAAGGUGAUGCGAGAGGCCUGUGGUGAUGCCCACAUGAAGGUCAUCUUGGCUGUUGGAGAACUUGGUUCUUUGAACAAUGUGUACAAGGCUUCCCUUGUAGCCAUGAUGGCUGGGGCUGACUUCAUCAAAACUUCCACUGGCAAGGAAGGAGUCAAUGCUAUCCUCCCUGUAGGAGUUGUCAUGUGUCGAGCCAUCAGGGAUUUCUAUGAACGUACUGGACACAAGAUUGGAUUCAAGCCUGCUGGUGGGAUCCGAGCAGCCAAGGAUGCUCUUGUGUGGCUAAUUCUCAUCAAGGAGGAACUUGGUAAUGACUGGCUUAACAACCACAUGUUCAGGAUUGGAGCAUCAGGUCUCUUGGCCGACAUUGAACGUCAACUCUUCCAUUAUGUGUAUGGACGCUAUGCAGCCACAUCAGAGCUUCCCAUGGCCUAGAAAUUUACUUAGUGACUAUUUCAUUGAAGCCUCUCAUGACCUAGUAGGCUUCCAUCUAAUAAGAACUGAAAGCACCUUGAGUAGCAUUCAAAUAAGUAGCAUUCAAAUAUUUUCCAUUAAUUGCUUCCAUGUGCAACAGUACAAUGUGUUCUGUCUGGGGGUUACGUAUUCUGUAUAAUGUAAUGUUAAAUGCGCCAUACAGUAAUUAUAUUUCAAAGGAUAUAUACAGAUAAAAUAAUUGAGGAAAAUCUUUAAUUUUACUAAACUUUCAUAAUGGCACUAAUUUGUUGUGGUUAAACAGUAUGUGUUUGAUGUUUAGAUGAUGGAAAUGUACAUCGUUUUCACAGAUUUAUUUAAUUAUGUACUCUUAUUAUUUACUACAGGACUCUACAGUACAGUGGCAACUCCAAAAUUUUAAUUGCCUUUCCAAGCUUGAUCUGAAUUCUUGUGAAAUACAGAUUUUUUAAAUAUUUUUCUUUACCAGUUAUUUAUAUCUAGAAUUAUUGUAGUUUUCCUGUAGUAAACGGACCAAUGUUUCUUCAUAGUUAGAUAAAAAAAAACAUAUAUAAAGAAUGUGGUGUGCAUUUAAAUAAUAAUUCUGCUCUUAAAAAAAAAAAUACGUAUAUAAUCUUUAUGUACAUUAUUCAGCUUAAGCUGGUCUUGGUAAACAAGUGGCAGCACAAUAUGGUUAUAGCACUCUACUCUUUGGAGCUGCACAUUCAACAGACCUUUUAACAUAAAUUACCACUAGACAUUUAACAUGUACUGACCUUUAAAAGUCCUCAAUGUCUCAGGUUUGUGCAUUCUUACAGCUACCCCCAAGCUACGAAGUUGAGUGAGUUACUGGGAAACAUCCUUGUGCAAAGUAUCAUACUCACUUAAAUACCAUACUUUUUGCAAAACUUCAUGAGGUGCUUCUUUGAUUUUUAUGAAACAGUACUAUUGUCAAAGCUAUACAUUGCCAGCUGCUGGCCUCCCCAAGUCAUGAUUUACUUUUUUCAGUAAGUCUGCUUAUUUAUCUAUGGUUAGGGCAUUAUUCAUACUCUAUCAGAUUUACCCUUGCUGCUCUUCCUCAAUACCAUAGAUUUCAACUUGUAAAUAACGUAUUCAGAGAGAAGGUUGAUGAAAACGGGUGGUAAAUGAUUAGUAGGUCUACAUACUCAGUAAGCCUAUGAAUGAGAAAGUCACUCUUCUGUAUCGAUACAAGCACACUAAAGCAUGUCUACGAAUAACUGAAGAAUAACAAAAAUCUGAAGAAACUAUUUAUCUGAAACUAGAAAAAGAAGCUAGAAACAUUUAAAGUUUACUAUUCAUGAGCUGGGUUUCACAGUGGUAACUCAAAAAUCAGGAUAUGAAUUUUUGGUGGGACAGUUUGUUGCCAAACUGGUCUAUUGCUUAGAAUGUCUGGAUUUUGUAAGGUCUAGCCUUAUGUGGAGGUAUGGAUUUUAGAGGGUUAGAGUACUGUAUUACAAUUUUCUCUGUUAAUGAGUUUAGAAUAAAUAUAUAAGUAUAGAAACCAGUGCCUUCAAAUAUGGAUAAGAUUUUUAUAAAUAUUGUUAAUUGAUUAUAUAUGAUUAUUUGAGUUGCAUAUUAAAAUUCUAAAAAUAUAUUUUUAUGCUAAAUA